Acanthosepion pharaonis is the source of this 2790-nucleotide messenger RNA. Lineage: Eukaryota; Metazoa; Mollusca; Cephalopoda; Sepiida; Sepiidae. The record is from the annotation of a GenBank genome assembly.
AUGGCUUCUCUCCAUGUGCCCGCAAGAUUCAAAGACGAUGGCCUCUCAUGUGCCCGCAAGAUUCAAAGACGAUGGCUUCUCUCAUGUGUCCGCAAGAUUCAAAGACGAUGGCUUCUCUCAUGUGUCCCGCAAGAUUCAAAGACGAUGGCUUCUCUCACGAAGAUUCAAAGACGAUGGCUUCUCCUUAUGUGUCCGCAAGAUUCAACGACGAUGGCUUCAAUGAUGAUCAUGUGCCCGCAAGAUUCAAAGACGAUGGCUUCUCCCCGCAUGUGGCCGCAAGAUUCAACGACGAUGGCUUCUCUCAUGUGCCCGCAAGAUUCAAAGACGAUGGCUUCUCCUCAUGUGCCCGCAAGAUUCAAAGACGAUGGUUUCUCUCAAGAUUCAAAGACGAUGGCUGCCCGCAAGAUUCAACGACGAUGGCUGGCAAGAUUCAACGACGAUGGCUCAUGUGCCCGCAAGAUUCAAAGACGAUGGCUUCUCAUGGCCGCAAGAUUCAAAGACGAUGGAUGGCUUCGCAGAUUCCGCAAGAUCGACGACGAUGGCUUUCUCUCAUGUGUCCGCAAGAUUCAAAGACGAUGGCUCCCGCAAGAUUCAACGACGAUGGCUUCUCUCAUGUGCCCGCAAGAUUCAAAAGACGAUGGCUUCUCUCAUGUGCCCGCAAGAUUCAAAGACGAUGGCUUCUCUCAUGUGUCCCGCAAGAUUCAAAGACGAUGGCUUCUCUCAAAGACGAUGUGCCCGCAAGAUUCAACGACGAUGGCUUCUCUCGCAUGUGCCCGCAAGAUUCAAAGACGAUGGCUUCUCUCAUGUGCCCGCAAGAUUCAAAGACGAUGGCUUCUCCUCAUGUGUCCGCAAGAUUCAAAGACGAUGGCUUCUCCAUGUGUCCGCAAGAUUCAAAGACGAUGGCUUCUCUCAUGUGUCCGCAAGAUUCAAAGACGAUGGCUUCAACGAUGGCUUCCCAUGGCCCGCAAGAUCUCAUGUGCCCGCAAGAUUCAAAGACGAUGGCUUCUCCUCAUGUGUCCGCAAGAUUCAAAAGACGAUGGCUUCUCCGCAAGAUUCAUGUGUCCGCAAGAUUCAAAGACGAUGGCUUCCCUGGUGUCCGCAAGAUUCAAAGACGAUGGCUUCUCUCAUGUGUCCGCAAGAUUCAAAGACGAUGGCUUCUCUCAUGUGCCCGCAAGAUUCAAAGACGAUGGCUUCUCUCAUGUGCCCGCAAGAUUCAAAGACGAUGGCUUCUCUCAGAUUCAAAGACGAUGGCUUCUCCGCAUUCAAAGACGAUGGCCUCCUCAAGAUUCAAAGACGAUGGCUUCUCUCAUGUGUCCGCAAGAUUCAACGACGAUGGCUUCUCUCAUGUGCCGCAAGAUUCAAAGAUUGGCAAAAGAUUCAAAGACGAUGGCUUCUCUCAUGUGCCCGCAAGAUUCAAAGACGAUGGCUUUCGAUGGCUCCUCAUGUGCCCGCAAGAUUCAAAGACGAUGGCUUCUCUCAUGUGUCCGCAAGAUUCAAAGACGAUGGCUUCUCUCAUGUGUCCGCAAGAUUCAAAGACGAUGGCUUCUCUUCAUGUGUCCGCAAGAUUCAAAGACGAUGGCUUCUCUCAUGUGCAGAUCCGACAAGAUUCAAGAUCUAAAGACGAUGGCUUCUCCUAUGUGUCCGCAAGAUUCAAAGACGAUGGCUUCUCUCAUGUGUCCGCAGAUGACGAUGUCAUGUGCCCGCAAGAUUCAAAGACGAUGGCUUCUCUCAUGUGCCCAAAGACGAUGGCAAAGAUUCAAAGACGAUGGCUUCUCUCAUGUGCCCGCAAGAUUCAAAGACGAUGGCUUCUCAAAGACGACGAUGGCCGCAAGAUUCAAAGACGAUGGCUUCUCUCAUGUGUCCCGCAAGAUUCAAAGACGAUGGCUUAUCCAUGUGCCCGCAAGAUUCAAAGACGAUGGCUUCAAAGACGAUGGCUUCAUGUGUCCGCAAGAUUCAACGACGAUGGCUUCUCUCAUGUGUCCGCAAGAUUCAAAGACGAUGGCUUCUCUCAUGUGCCCGCAAGAUUCAAAGACGAUGGCUUCUCUCCCGCAAGAUCAUGUGCCCGCAAGAUUCAAAGACAAAGACGAUGGCUUCUCUCAUGUGCCCGACGAAGAUUCAAAGACGAUGGCUUCUCUCAUGUGCCCGCAAGAUUCAAACGACGAUGGACGAUGGCUCUCUCAUGUGCCCGCAAGAUUCAAAGACGAUGGCUUCACCAUGUGCCCGCAAGAUUCAAAGACGAUGGCUUCUCUCAUGUGCCCGCAAGAUUCAACGACGAUGGCUUCUCAUGUGCCUGCAAGAUUCAAAGAUGGCUUCUCCAUGUGUCCACAAGAUGGCAAAGAUGGCUCAAAAGACGAUGGCUUCUCUCAUGUGGCCGCAAGAUUCAAAGACGAUGGCUUCUCUCAUGUGUCCGCAAGAUUCAAAGACGAUGGCUUAUCUCAUGUGCCGCAAGAUUCAAAGACGAUGGCUUCUCUCAUGUGGCCGCAAGAUUCAAAGACGAUGGCUUCUCUCAUGUGUCCGCAAGAUUCAAAGACGAUGCCCGCAAGAUUCCAAGACGAUUUCUCCCCAUGUGUCCGCAAGACGAUGAUGGCUUCUCUCAUGUGCCCGCAAGAUUCAAAGACGACGAUGGCUUCUCUCAUGUGCCCGCAAGAUUCAAAGACGAUGGCUUCUCUCAUGUGCCCGCAAGAUUCAACGACGAUGGCUUCUCUCAUGUGCCCGCAAGAUUCAAAGACGAUGGCUUCUCUCAUGUACCCGCAAGUUUCAACGACGAUAGCUUCUCUCGGGUGCCGCUAA